UAACGUCUUGAAUUUUGAAAACAAACGUUCAAGACUCGUUAGAUUUCGGAUUCAUGUUGGUGGUUAUUUUAGAAUUAUUGAGUUUUAUUAGUGAUUUGUAAUACGGACACAAUUUAAACAUUUAUUGUGAACUUAUGUGUGUUUAAUUAAAAGAAAAACAGUGAGAACUCAAGGCAAAAUGAUUACGUUAACCGAAGAUGUCAACAAGCUAUUCAAUGAAGUCCUCGUGGAGAUAUCUCAGAAUGUCCGCUCAAUGAUGGAAGAGCUCUGGCUGAACUGGUCACAUCUCGGCGUUGAUGACAACACCAAAGUGAACAACAUCACAAAACUGGUGCAGAUCGAGAAGGAACUCCAUAGAGACGUGAUCUCCGAGACCAGACAGAAGCUCAAAACUAUGCAAGGACAAGUUGACAAACUAAAAGAGGAGACAGAAGAAUUGAGCAGAUGUUUAUCUGUUGAUAUCACCAUCCUGGACUUCAAGGAAGACAUGAUGCUGGUGGAAUACAAGAGGGAACUGGAGGAACAGAUUGCAGGAUAUAGAGAACAAGUGGAACAACGUCGUAUGAAGAUGGAGAGGCUGUUGGAAUGGCAGCGGGACUUGGCUGAUAAGCUUGGAGUCACCAUCCAGGAGUUGCAGGAGGUCCCACUUCCCGCUGAGGAGGAGCUGGACAAGCUGAAGGAACAUUUGGAAAUGCUUCAAGCUGAACGGGAUAAGAGGGCAGAGAUCUUCUUGAAUAUUCAAGUAGAGAUUAAGGAUAUUAUGGACAAACUCCGCAUCAAACCACAGAACAAGUUUGAACAUAUUGUGACAUCAUCUCUGUCUGUGGACUUCAAAGUGACUGACCUGAACAUGGACCGGCUCGCCAAGCUUCAGCAAGACUUGCAAGAGAAAUAUGAACAGACUAAUAACAGGGUAUUGGAGCUUCGUGAGCGUCUCACAAAACUCUGGGAAUGUCUCGAUGAAGAUCAGAUUUACCGAGAAAACUUCUUGCACGCACACCCUGGCUGCCACCCGCAGACUGAAGCCGCCAUCAAAGAUGAGAUCAAACGCUGCGACCAAAUCAAACGGCAGAAGAUUCAGGUGUUCGUGGCGAAUGUCCGCACAAAGAUAAAGUUGAUGUGGGACAGUGUGAUGUAUUCGAGCCGCGAACGUGAGGAGUUCGUGCAUUACUACCAAGACAUCUUCACUGAAGACACGUUGACUUUACACGAGCUUUAUCUGGAGAAGAUCACCAAGUAUUAUAAUGAUCACAAGCACAUCUUUGAGCUGGUGGUCACACGUAAGAACCUUUGGCUGAAGAUGACGGAGCUCGAGGCUCGAGCUACGGAGCCAGGUCGUUAUCACAACCGAGGAGGGCAACUGCUGCGCGAAGAGAAAGAGAGGAAGGCCAUUGCCAGUAAUUUACCGAAGAUUGAGGCACAAAUCCGUGAACUGGUGUCUGAUUAUGAAGCUAAGACUGGUAACAUCUUCACUGUCGAUGGCAAGCCUCUUCUGCAGCUCAUGGAAGACGAAUGGGAGACGAGGAAGGCUGAGCGUCACAACAAGCUGUCAGCUCGCAAGCAGGCGCUGACGCCGACGACGCCAUUAUUCCGGUCGUUGGCCACAUCGCCGCUCGGGAAACGGAAUAGGACCGCCGCGGGACUCGCUGCUACUGCUGAAAGGAACAGGCCGCCGUCCAAGCGACAGUUGAUCACGGGCAGUGCUACCAAGGCGGUGACUACCUUCACCAACAACCUUUCGGCGCUCAAGAGAUCUGCUAUCACUACUGUUAAGAGAAAACUGUUGAAGGCAAGUCCUCCGCUAACGUCGGUCACCGGUGACUCUUUGCGUAUCAGCGGUCGUUUGGCGGCUAGGGCUGUCGCGGAGGGCAAGGAUGCUAAGAGGAAGCUGGACUACGGAGGGGAGCUGAGGAAGACACCUAAAGUCAACGGCAGCAUUCUCAAACAUAAGCGCACGUCGCACGGUAAGCGUCACAGCUCCAGUCGUCGUUCGAUCAAUGCGACGCGCUCGACUGGCUCUCAGGAGGAGGAGAGGGUCGCCAACAAGGAUCCUCUCAUGGAAACCACACUCCUGACUACUUAUACAGACUUUAAGGACGGAAUCAACGAAAAACAGAUCAGCCGCAGUUCCAUGGCAAACCAGAGACCGAACGAGCCUAUCCUACCAACCAUCGUCUACCAUACAAUCGACGAAAAAAACGGCACACCAAAAAAGACUCCCAGAGUCAAAACCCCUUUGACGCCUAAAGUAGGCAAGGAGAACAUUCAACAUGUGAACGUAGCUACUCCUAAGAGUAAUUUGUUGUAUACGCCGACUAGGUUAACUAGGUCCGCUCUCAAGCUUAACAACGAUGGCUUCGCAACUCCCCGGGCUCCCCUCAGCGCAAACAAAGUCAACCUUCAAAGACAGAACACGGUCGCUAGUUUAACGGUCAAAACUACCCCCAACAACGUUAGCAGGUCUAAGUCCCACUCGCAUUUAGUACGAGCCAAAAAUCUCCCGCCUCUUAUCUAAGCACCUUAGACUGAGUACAUUAUUUAGAUCUUGAUGUAAAUGUUUGGUUUGUUUUUUUUUUAAUAUUUUAUUAAUUUUUCGCAUUUAUAUCAAGGUGUAUGCAUUGUGCCUUACAAUAGUACCCGAGAUGUUCACUUGUAAUUAUAAAUUUAUCCAGAUUUUUUAAUGCAAUUUUUAUUAUUGUGUGUUGUCCGUGGUUUGACUCAAGUUUUAUGACGUAUUGAAUGCUUGUUUUCACAUUGAUAAUAUAGUGUUUUCUUUAUAUCCUUGUAUAUUUGAAUCUCUUAUAAUUAUGUGCUGAUUCACAUUCAAUUUUAAGGAGUUGAUUAUGUUUAUAGAUGUGAUUGAUAGAUAGUAUUUUAAAUGAUAGUUUUAUAAGUUACUUUCAGUUCUUACAAGAGUUAUUUUAGUUUUGUCUUCAAUUGGAAUAAUUUUGUUUUAGAGUAGUUUUAGUCUUUUACUAACACUUGGCACAUUUUGUUAGACAAUAUUUCUUGAUAAUUCUUAUGAACAGGACAUCGAACAUUGAUAUAAUUAAGUAUUUUGCAUAUGUAGGAACUGCGUGAAACAUGUUAAUAUGGCUGGCAGCUUUAAUUUUUUAAAAGGUCGACAGAAAGAGGUUCUAACACCAAGACAGUGUACUUAAUUUCGAUCAGUAUUUCAUGAUGGGUUCGCAAAAAGGCCAUUUCUCAUGCUAACAUUAAUAUAAAAUUAUUACUAAUUAAUAUGCGUCGCUUAUUUAACUAAUGUAUAAUUAUUAAUAAUUUUAAAAAUGUAAAUUAUGGUUGUAAUAUAUUGCAUAGUUUAAAACGA
This is a messenger RNA of Spodoptera frugiperda (fall armyworm), 3328 nucleotides long. Its product is annotated as protein regulator of cytokinesis 1. Gene Ontology annotation, cellular component: cytoplasm; spindle; mitotic spindle midzone. The transcript is spliced from 15 exons. The record is from RefSeq and is a predicted model, not a curated record. The coding region runs from base 179 to 2515 and encodes 778 amino acids. Gene Ontology annotation, molecular function: microtubule binding. NCBI's taxonomy places the organism in Eukaryota, Metazoa, Arthropoda, Insecta, Lepidoptera, Noctuidae. Gene Ontology annotation, biological process: mitotic spindle midzone assembly; microtubule cytoskeleton organization.